GGGGGGGUUUAAGGGGGGUAAGUUAGCUUGCCUGCUACCGAGCCAGGGGUUAAGUAUACCGGCUCAGGGAAAAUGUAAUGUAAACUUGGCUUUCAGUGUCAGUUUACAGAGUAACUUUAACGGUCAUUUAUUUUAUUUAUUUGUGAACUCGUGUCAUAGAAUCGCGAUCAAGACGGCAGUUCAGUGGACGCUCUGAAGUGCGGAGCAUCGAGCAAUUCAGGAAAAAGGAGGAAAAUGUGCCCUGUUGUUGAGUCUUCCAACCUGAAGGGGCCACUGUGGCAGAGUUUUCCUUAAUGCAUCCGUUUCCAGAAUCCCCAGAAUCCCACCACCUCUGGAGGAUCGGAUCUUUCCCACCCAGCCUGGAGUCGCGGCCGUCUAUAGUGUUUCCCGGCCCCCCCGGCCCCCCCUACUCCACUCACGACAUCACUAAGGGACACCCGAGCCUGGCGGGCACGCCCCCGGGGCACGGCUCCACCCCGGGCCUCUCUCAGGUAUCAGUAUCUACAGCUCACCUGUAUCGCUACCUUAAGAGCUGCGAGUCAGGCCGAGGGUCUCCGUACCCCUCGGGGCAGAAUGCCGCCCAGCUCGUGUACUCUCCGCCGACGCAGCCAAUGAACGCCCAGCCCCAGAGCCGCCCGUUUGCGGCGGGCCCUCGGGCGUCCCACCACCAGGGAGGAUUCCGACCCAUUCAGUUUUUCCAGAGGACCCAGAUGCAGCAGGUGAGGCCCACCAUCCCCAGUAACAGCCCCUCCAUCCGGCCAGGAUCGCAGACCCCCACCGCCGCCGUGUACCCGCCCCCCAACCAGCCCAUCAUGAUGACCAUGACCCCCAUGCCCUUCCCCUCCCCGCAGGCCGCACAAUACUACAUCCCCCAGUACCGCCACAGCACCCCCCAGUACGUGGGCCCCCCCCAGCAGUAUUCUGUGCAGCCCCCCGGCCCCAACACCUUCUACCCCACCCCUCCUGGGGAGUUCCCCACUCCCUACGCGGGCCCCCCGUACUACCCAGGACAGGCUGUGUACACCCCCUCCCCCCCCAUCAUCGUGCCUACACCACAGCAACCUCCACCCACCAAGAGGGAGAAGAAGACAAUCCGGAUCCGGGACCCCAACCAGGGCGGCAGGGACAUCACCGAGGAGAUCAUGUCGGGAGGGGGCACCGGGAGCCGGAACCCCACCCCCCCUGUGGGCCGGCCGUCCUCCACCCCCACCCCCCCGCAGCAGCUGGGCAGCCACACCCCGGAUCACGGCCCGGUCGGGUACAGCGUGGACAGCACCCCCCACCUCUCCACCAGCGCUGUCGACGUGAAGCCAGAUGAGAAGCCAAAGCAGGACCCUGCGCCCGCGCUGAAGCCUCCCUCCCCAGGCCUGCAGCCGCUGGACCCCCCAGCAGAGAAGAGCGACCCCGCCCCCCCAGAGAAACUGCCGGAGCCCCCCCUUCCCAGCCCCCCCGCAGCGCCCCCCAGCACAGGCCCGAGCCCCCCGGCCCCCGCCGUCAGCCCCCGCCCAGCCCCCGCCACCCCGGAGGAACCCGCCCCCACCCCCAAAGAUGAGCCCAAGCUGCCCCCUCCUGACCCCGCCCCAGCCGCAGAGCUCAGGAAUCGAGAGGCCCCACCCCCCGGGAGCUGCCCCACGGGCCCCCGGCCCGCCCCCACCCCCCCGCCCCCGCUCCUGAAGGCCAUCAACGGGCUGACGGACAAGGACGAGGCUUCGCUGAGCCGCGAGCUGGAGGCCCCGCCCCCGGAGUCCGCCCGGCCGCCCUCCCCGCCCCCGAGCCAGCCCGUGGCUCCGCCCCCUGUCGCCGGCGGCGACGCCUUGGAGGUCGUUUCCCGGGAGACGCGGGCAGAGAGCCCCCCCGAGGUGGUCUCCGCCGUCCCAAGCAGUGGCGUGGCGCCGCUGGCGGAGGCCCUCCUCGGGCCGGAGUCGAAGGAGCCCCCGUGUCGCGCGGGAGGAGACGCGGAGACGCUCCCGGACAGCAGCGGAGACCUGCAGCCCCUCCCCAAUCCCAGAAAAAGCCCAGUUUUAGCUCAAGCCGCUUCACCUGCACCAAAGACCUGGAAAAAGCCAAAAGACGCAGCCCCCGUGGGGGAGGCCCUGGCCAAGGAGAAACAGGACCCGCUGGUGGCUGAGGAGUCUGGGGACAGCGCCCCCCCCGGCGAGCAGGAGCAGCGCCCCCCGCCCUCCCCCAGCCCCGAGGAGCGGCCGGACCCCCCCAUGCCCGAGGAGAACGGCGAGCAGGAGGCGGAGCCUCUGCGGAACGGCGCCGAGCACGCCUCCGAGACGGAGAGCAGCGACAGCGGCGUCGCCCCCGGCGACAAGGACGCCUCCGAGGGCCCGCCCCCUUACGUCUUCCAAGAAGAGCCUGUAGAGUCUGAUGGGAAGAAGCAGUAUAACAGGGACUUCCUGCUGAGCUUCCAGUUCAUGCCGGCCUGUGUGCAGAAGCCGGAGGGGCUGCCCCCCAUCUCUGACGUGGUGCUAGACAAGAUUAACCAAAACAAGCUGCCCAUGCGGGCGGUGGACUCGCGGGUCAUCUCUCGAGGCCCUGACUUCACGCCCGCCUUCGCCGACUUCGGCCGACAGAGCUCAGGAGGAAGAGGAGCACCGCUCCUGAGCGUGGGUCUGCGGAGGCCCCCUCCGCGGAAGAUCAUCAUGAACGUGUCGGUGAAUGACGAGGUGCAGCUGAAGAAGUCUGAGAACGCCUGGAAGCCCGGGAUGAAGAGGGAGGGCGCGGCCGACGACCCCGAGGCCCAGAGGACCCAGGAUCUGUUCCGGAAGGUGCGGAGCAUCCUGAACAAGCUGACGCCGCAGAUGUUCAACCAGCUGAUGAAGCAGGUGACCGACCUGACCAUCGACACGGAGGAGCGGCUGAAGGGCGUCAUCGACCUGGUGUUCGAGAAGGCCAUCGACGAGCCCAGCUUCUCCGUCGCCUACGGCAACAUGUGCCGCUGCCUGGCCACGCUGAAGGUCCCGAUGGCGGACAAGCCGAACAGCACGGUGAACUUCCGGAAGCUUCUGCUGAACCGCUGCCAGAAGGAGUUUGAGCGGGACAAGGUGGACGACGACGUGUUCGAGAGGAAGCAGAAAGAGCUGGAGUCUGCCGCCUCCGCCACUGAGCGGGACCGGCUGCAGGAGGAGCUGGAGGAGGCGAAGGACAAGGCUCGGCGCCGCUCCAUCGGGAACAUAAAGUUCAUCGGCGAGCUGUUCAAGCUGAAGAUGCUGACGGAGGCCAUCAUGCACGACUGCGUGGUGAAGCUGCUGAAGAACCACGACGAGGAGUCCCUGGAGUGCCUGUGCCGGCUGCUCACCACCAUCGGCAAGGACCUGGACUUCGAGAAGGCCAAGCCUCGGAUGGACCAGUACUUCAACCAGAUGGAGAAGAUCGUGAAGGAGAGGAAGACGUCGUCGCGGAUACGCUUCAUGCUGCAGGACGUGAUCGACCUGAGGCUGCACAACUGGGUGUCUCGCCGAGCGGACCAGGGGCCCAAGACCAUCGAGCAGAUCCACAAGGAGGCCAAGAUCGAGGAGCAGGAGGAGCAGAGGAAGGUGCACCAGCAGCUGCUGUCCAAGGACAACAAGAGGAGGCCAGUGGUGCAGAGGGAAGAGACCUGGAGCACUGUCCCCAUGACCAAGAACAGCAGGACCAUCGACCCCUCCAAGAUCCCCAAGAUCUCCAAGCCCACCAUCGACGACAAGAUCCAGCUGGGCCCCCGCGCCCAGAUCAACUGGGUCAAGGGCAGCAGCGGGGGAGCCGGGGCCAAGGCCAACGAAUCAGAUUUGACCCGGUCCAGCGGCAGCAACCUGAACCGCUACUCCGCACUGCAGUCCUCCGGCCCCCCGCAGCCCGCGGCCCCCGCCUCCAUGCCCCCCCCAGACUUUGACUCCAGGAGGAGCACGAGCAGCCGCAGCAGCCAGGGCCGGGAGCGAGGCGAGAAGCUGGCGGGAUCAGCGCCUGUAAGGACCGCCCCCUUUCCCCGCGGCGGCAGCGUGAAGGAGGCGCAGGAGAGCCCCGCCCUCACGGACCCCCCGCGCCGCGACACCCCCCCCGAAACCCCCGACCCGCCCAAGCACCCCAGCGCCCCCGAGGACAAGCCUGAACUGGACCGGGCCCGGGCCAGGGAACCAGCAGUGAAGGUUGAGGCUCCUCCUGGUCUCACUCUGGACACACCGCUCCUGUCUGAGGAGGAGCUGGAGAAGAAGUCCAAAGCCAUCAUCGACGAGUUUCUGCACAUCAACGACUACAAGGAGGCAGUGCAGUGUGUAGAGGAGCUCGAUCAGGCGGCCCAGCUGAGUGUGUUUGUCCGAGUCGGUGUGGAGUCUACGCUGGAGCGGAGUCAGAUCACACGCGACCACAUGGGGCACCUCCUCUCCCUGCUGCUGCAGUCCGGAACUCUCGCCAAGUCCCAGUACUUUAAAGGGUUUUGGGAGACCCUGGAGCUGGCUGACGACAUGGCCAUAGACAUCCCCCAUAUAUGGCUGUACCUGGCGGAGUUGGUGACCCCCGUGCUGCGGGAGGGAGGGCUCUCUGUGAGAGAGUUAUUUAGUGAAUUUAGCAAGCCUUUGCUUCCUGUGGGAAGAGCAGGGAUAUUAUUUUCUGAAGUGCUGCACCUUCUAUGCAAACACAUGAGCCAUAGGAAAGUGGCCUCUCUCUGGGGGGAGUCUGGGCUCAGCUGGGAGGACUUCCUGCCAGAGGGGGAAGAUGUGCUGAGCUUCAUCUCAGCCCACAAACUGGACUUCACCCUGUCUGACUGCUCCAGCCCCGAGGAGUCGCUCUCCAGAGCCGAGCUGUCCCCCGACGAGCUCAACCGACAGCUGGGGAAGCUGCUCCUGGAGGACAUGGCCGGAGACGAGCAGAUCUUUGACUGGGUGGAGGCAAAUUUAGACGAGUCCCAGAUGAGCUCCCCUCCCUUCCUCCGAGCUUUAAUGACGUCUGUGUGUAAAGCAGCAGUAACAGAUGGAGCUCUGGGUGACGCGGGACAGGUGGAUGGGUCACGGCGCCUCUCUGUCGCCCCCCCAGGGGACAGCGCGUCCUGUCGAGUGGACACCACCAUCAUCCAGAGGAGGCUCCCUGUGCUGCUGAAGUACCUGAGCUCCGACACCGAGCGGCAGCUCCAGGCUCUGUACGCACUGCAGGCCCUGAUCGUUAAGCUCGACCAGCCUCCCAACCUGCUCCGGAUGUUCUUCGACUGCCUGUAUGACGAGGACGUGAUCUCGGAGGACGCCUUCUACAGGUGGGAGAGCAGCAAGGACCCCUCUGAGCAGCUGGGUAAGGGCGUGGCCCUGAAGUCCGUCACCGCCUUCUUCACCUGGCUCCGCGAGGCGGAGGAGGAGUCCGAGGACAACUGACAGGGGCGGGUCCAGUCUCGGCCAAUCAGUGCAGAGCAACCGGCCUCCGCUGAAAACAUCAUCUGCAACCUUAAAAAAAAAAAAAAAAAAAAAAAAAACCCCCAGAAAAACAAACGUAUGCACGGACGGGAGGUGGGCGGUGGUUUGAGUCUCAUGGUACGGUACCCAACGUUUGCAUCAAAUCGGCCGGAGCACUAAAACGCAUUGUAUUAUUUAUAGAAAAUAUUUAGUUUUAAAAUUUAAACUUUUUUUUUUUUUUUUUGUUACUUUUUAAGAGACUUUAAAAAAAUUACAAUUCCUGUGCAACAAAGAAUACAGUACAUAGGUUCUGAACUCUUUAAUUUAUUAUUUUUUUAAGGACUGCAAAUACGGAAAUUUAUUUAACGUUUGCAGAUGCUCAAAAUGUGGAGGACAUUGAUGGUAAUAGAAAUAACAAUAAUAACAAUAAUAAUAAAAUAAUAAUAUUAAUAAUAAUAAUUGAAUGCCAGGUAGCCUCCCUGAAUUUGGUUUAGAGAUGUAAAAAAAAAAAAAGAAAUGACUUUUGGGUUGGAAGGGAGGGAAGGAGGGGAGGGGGUGUUGGUUAUAGGCAGGGUCACCUGUUCAAAAGGUCAAAGGUUAUUGCGGAAUAACCUCAGGAACUGUUUCUUCUACUUUGGCUUGCUCUAUUGGACCUGUAUAUACUCCCACCGACGGGACGGAAACGCCCGUGAAAAAGAACAAAAUAAAAGCGCAGCAACUUGCACGAGAGUGGUCCUGAGCGAGGUUGCUGAUUAAAGUGCUUGUAACUCCUCAGACUUACAGAGCAAAUUUAAAGCUUGUAAAUACAUUAAAGACAAAAAAAGAUAUUUAAAAAAACAA
Conger conger (European conger) is the source of this 6200-nucleotide messenger RNA. RefSeq names its product eukaryotic translation initiation factor 4 gamma, 3b (gene eif4g3b). Bases 294 to 5342 code for a protein of 1682 amino acids. NCBI's taxonomy places the organism in Eukaryota, Metazoa, Chordata, Actinopteri, Anguilliformes, Congridae. Gene Ontology annotation, cellular component: eukaryotic translation initiation factor 4F complex. The transcript is spliced from 36 exons. Gene Ontology annotation, molecular function: protein binding; mRNA binding; translation initiation factor activity. The record is from RefSeq and is a predicted model, not a curated record.